Messenger RNA from Brassica rapa (field mustard), 2497 nucleotides. RefSeq names its product serine carboxypeptidase 24. Gene Ontology annotation, molecular function: serine-type carboxypeptidase activity. NCBI's taxonomy places the organism in Eukaryota, Viridiplantae, Streptophyta, Magnoliopsida, Brassicales, Brassicaceae. The record is from RefSeq and is a predicted model, not a curated record. Gene Ontology annotation, biological process: brassinosteroid mediated signaling pathway; proteolysis.
UGUAGAUAGCUAGAAACAUAACAUGCAUGAGAGGGUGAGAUAAUAGAAUAAAAUAAUCACUAAUCAUGCAAUAUUUUAUUUAUGGCUUUAAUCUGCUUCUGAAUCUAAAUGAUCUCUUCUUCUGAUUCAAGAUCCAGAUUUGCCUUCGUAUAUGAGCAAGAGCAAUGUACCAUCUCUUAUGUGCAUAAACACUUAAUUAAAAAACGUAAUUGCUGACAUGUGAAUACUGAAUACUAUGCGGCUGAUCUACAGAAUGAACUAAUUUUAUUUAAUUAAUAACUGAUUCACACCCAUUAACCAAUUUUUUUUUUAUGUGUAUUCGGAGCCGAAAUAAUGGACCUUAUCACCUUCACACCGCAUUUGCCGCGACACAAUUCUAUGUGGGAGAAGCAAUACCACAAGUCCACAACUAAUAUAAGCCAAAUAUUACAUAUACAUGUAUAGUAUUUCACCACAUUACAUAUACAUGAUAUAGUAUUUCACCAAAUUGGUAUAUAUGAGGCUGUAUUAUACAAACUCGUGAAUAGUUUCUACAUUGGCUAUACCUAUAUCUACAAGCUCGUGAGUAGUUCCUAUAUAUACUCACAUAUAUGCCAAUAAAUACACUAGCAUUGAGAGAGAGUGUGGUGAGUAAGGAAGGUCCACUCACAGCUGGCCAACCUACACAUUGUGUAGUAAAUCAGCAAAACACACAUUAAAUAAGAACCUCCAAAACCCCAUCCAUCAAUAUCCAUACAUCUCUCUUCAUUCACACACAUAUAAAUACAUAAGUAUACAUACGUAUACAUACAUAUAAUUCUAUAUACUAUAUGAUCUUACACCCAAAAACUUAUUGAAGAAGAAAAGUGGAGAGGGUGAGAGAGGACAAGAAAAUGGCAAGAACCCAUCUCAUUUUUCUUCUUUUUCUAGCUCUUUUAUCAAAAUCAUCGGCAUCAUCACCAUCAUCAUUGCCUUCAAGAGAGCAAGAAAAGGACAGAAUCAAAGCACUUCCAGGGCAACCAAAAGUGACAUUCUCACAAUACUCAGGCUAUGUCAAUGUGAAUGAAUCUCAUGGUCGUUCUUUCUUUUAUUGGCUCACUGAGUCAACUUCUCCUCACACCAAACCCCUUCUUCUUUGGCUGAAUGGAGGACCAGGCUGCUCGUCGAUUGCUUAUGGAGCUUCAGAGGAAAUUGGACCAUUCCGUAUCAACAAAACCGGUUCCACUCUCUUUCUCAACAAGUUCUCAUGGAACAAAGAUGCAAACCUUCUGUUUUUGGAAUCACCAGCCGGUGUUGGAUUUUCUUACACGAACACAAGUUACGAUCUAAAAAGUUAUGGAGACGAACAAACAGCUCAAGACAAUUUGAUAUUCCUUAUCAAAUGGUUAUCAAGAUUUCCACAAUACAAAUAUAGAGACUUCUACAUUGCUGGUGAAAGUUAUGCUGGUCACUAUGUACCUCAGCUUGCUAAAAAGAUACAUGACUACAACAAAGCUUUCUCAAAACCCAUCAUCAAUCUGAAAGGAUUCAUGGUGGGGAACGCAGUGACGGACAAUGAGUACGACAGCAUAGGAACCGUAGCUUACUGGUGGACCCACGCAAUUAUUUCCGACAAAACCUACAAGUCAAUUCUCAAAAACUGCAACUUCACGGCCGAUAAAGUUUCUGACGACUGCGACACGGCUGUUAACUACGCCAUGAACCACGAGUUCGGUGACAUUGACCAAUACAGCAUUUACACUCCAACGUGUGUGGCUUCAAAGCAGAAGAAGACUGGUUUCUUACGGAUGAAAAACACACUCUUGCGUAGACGGUUUGUGUCUGGAUACGAUCCUUGCACGGAGAGCUACGCAGAGAAGUAUUAUAACCGUAAAGAUGUUCAGAGAGCUAUGCAUGCUAACGUCACUGGGAUUCGCUAUAAAUGGACAGCUUGCAGUGAUGUUCUGAUCAAGAACUGGAAAGACUCGGACAAGACGAUGUUACCGGUCUACAAGGAACUUGCAGCAGCUGGUUUGAGGAUAUGGGUUUUCAGUGGUGAUACAGAUUCUGUGGUUCCAGUGACGGCUACACGGUUUUCUCUCAGCCAUCUCAAUCUCCCGGUGAAAACUUGUUGGUACCCUUGGUACUCCGGUAACCAGGUGGGAGGAUGGACGGAGGUAUACAAGGGACUGACUUUUGCAACAGUAAGAGGGGCGGGGCAUGAGGUGCCUUUAUUCGAACCAAAGCGUGCUCUCAUUCUUUUCAAAUCAUUCUUGGCUGGAAAAGAGCUUCCAAAAUCUUAUUAGUAACCUAAACAUAGAAGUAAGAGAAAAUGUCUCCAACAAGCAUAAUCCAGCUACCAGAUUAGGAUUCAGUUCCGAGUAAACUCGGAAUUCUUGUUUUUUUUUUUAAUUAUAAUUUCUGUUUUAAAGCUUGAUUCAUUUCCACAAUUUGGAAAUCAUGAAACGAUUUGAGAGUAUUCAAGGAAUUGUUGAUAUUUUAAAGAAGUACAAGGGUUCAAUUAUUUCCUCUUAGUUUA